AGAAUGUUUCAUGUCCUUGAGCUCACCAGUGCAUUCUCUCUUUUUCUUCUGAUGAUUGUGUUAGAAAAGGAACUGAAACAAGACAUCAUGAAGAUCUGCUAUAGAUUUUGUUUGAGGAUCUAACGUAGGUUAUUAAAAGCAACAUUUAGCUGAAUAUUACAGAUAAAAAUUAUUCUUGAAAAACAUCAACUAAAUCACCCCUUUUUUACUUCAAACUGAGCCAUAUAGAGAGCGUCGCAGACGCUCCCGGUUUGGCCGGUAAUCGCCAUGUUAACGCAGACUCGAGGAGCAAUGGCGCAUCGGCACCGUGGCGAGGCACAGACUCGGAAGGAUAGAGACACAAGCAUGAAUUAAAGACGCGCAGCUUUGAGGAUCAGAAUGGGUCGGAAUGGCACUCGUCUCCCAUCGGAACGAUGGCUGUGGCAGAACGUGUAAAGAGCAGCAUCCUUUACCAGACGUCCUGAUUGCAAGGAGGCUCGUAAGCCACUGUUGCCACGGCAGCGGUCGUGGAGGAAGAGAAGGAGCGGCUGUUGCGGUGGCGCCACGCUCUGCUGGAGGGGAUGGAGUACCACAGCACGGGAACCCUGCCGCUCCUGGGCAGCCCGCGUUACUGUCCCGGUGCCAACAGUGCCAGCGGGUACCUCUGCCAGACGGGCCACUGCUGUGGGGAGACCGGCUGCUGCACCUAUUACUACGAGCUGUGGUGGUUUUGGCUCUUAUGGAGUGUAUUGAUCCUGUUCAGCUGCUGCUGUGCGUAUCGACAUCGCCAGGCUAAACAGCGAGUGCAGCAGCAGCAGAGACAGCGAGAGAUCAACCUGAUGGCCUACCACGGCGCCUGCAGCUACCCGUCCUCCAUGCUGGACCUCAGUUUCCUCGCAUCACUCAAACUGCCAUCGUAUGAGGAAGUGGCAGCACAGCCCAGCACCCCACCCCCUCCCUAUAGCUCGGUGGCUUACCCGCAAGGCUCCGCCCAUCCCGGUCCAAGUCACAUGCUGUCCUCGCAGAGCUCUGACAACUACACCAGCUGCUCGUGUGACUCCUGCUGCCCGUCUUCACCCUGUAGCUCCUCCCCUUCCUCCGCCCAGCUCACAGACGAGACUGACACUAGCCACACCUCCACGCCUUCUCACAGUGAACCAGUGCCCAUUAACUCGAUUUCUGGACAUGCCACAGGCAUGACUCUUUCCACUCCGCCUUUUUACAGCCCCGCUUCCUCGGCUGAAGCGAUGGAGGUAGACUUGCCAGACUCCGCCUCCCUCGACUGUAACGGCAACAGGACUGUUAAAACAGUCACUAAUCCGACAGUUAACAACAACGUGAUCAGUGACGCUGAAGAAAGUGCUAAAUCGAACGAAAGCAGUGACGGGACACAGAUUAGUAACUCAAAUGAUGACCGCAGCUUCACCACAAGCUCUAAUGUGCCUCAGUGCAACAACACUAACGAUAUUAGCAGCAAGGUUCAAAUGUCUGACUUCAGUCCUUCCAGAAACGAUAAAGCCACUGACUUCGAUCUCUUUCAUCCACCCAGCAAUAUGACUCAAAACAUAUUUAAUCCUCCCAUCUCCAUCCCUCCGUCCUCCCCUCUGUCCUGUUCUCCAUUGUCUCCGUCCUCUCCUCCCCUCCCUCCUCCUUUAUCCCCCAUCUCUGACCCUCUAGGCGCCUUCUUGGAGCAGCAGAGCUCUCCUGUGCAGUGGGCGGAGCCAGCACAGACACACCCUUCAGCCCCUCGCCCACUGUCUCCGCCCAAACCUGCAGUCUUUUCCCCCGACUUCCUGGAGCCAGAGCGGCGCGAUUCGGCGGUUUGCGAUCUCGACGUGGAUCAGACGCACUUUCAGCAGCGACGCCUCACUGGAGACUCUGGGAUCGAGGUCUGCCGCUGCCGGAUCAGCCACGAGGGUGAGGAGGAUGAUGAGGAAGAAGAUGAGGAAGAGGACGAAGAUAGGGAUCGUUCAGAGGACAAGCCAAGUGCCGUGACGAGCGAUGACCUCCACGACAGCGCAGACUGCUCUGUCCAUGCCCAGCUGUCCCCUUCCGAGCUCGGAGACACAUGUGGGUCUGGUGCCACCACGCCGGCACACGCCGAUGCGGUCGUUAUAGCCAUGGAAACCGUUUGAUGGACAGGUCGCUAUUUUGAAAUCUGGCAUACAAGGGCUGUGCGUCAGCGAUGCUGAGAGAUCCUUCGGCCAUGCAAAGUGGACUGCCAUUUAGUCCGAGUCUAAACUAGCUGUGCUGUUGUAUUAGGACCGACAUCGUAGGGUGGUGAAACGUGAGACUCUAGCAUAGCAUAGAAAGGUCUCUCUCUCUCUCUCUCUCUCUCUCUCUCUCUCUCUCUCUCUCGCUCUCUCUCUCUCUUUCGCUCUCUCUGUCUGUCUCUCUCUGACUCUGUUGUAGGAUAAAUGUCCUCGGGUUCUCCAGUGCUUAAGAAAAUGCCUGUUAUUGUGCUGACAGAGAGACUGAUAUUAGAGCCACAGAUUCAGCUCUUACACCCACACCCACACACACACACACACACACACACACACACACACACACACACACACACACACACACACACACACACACACACACACA
Molecule: messenger RNA, 2571 nt
Organism: Tachysurus fulvidraco (yellow catfish)
Lineage: Eukaryota; Metazoa; Chordata; Actinopteri; Siluriformes; Bagridae
Product: leucine-rich repeat extensin-like protein 5
Exons: 6
Coding region: 561-2114 (517 amino acids)
Source: RefSeq, a predicted model, not a curated record